Cooperia oncophora is the source of this 537-nucleotide messenger RNA. Lineage: Eukaryota; Metazoa; Nematoda; Chromadorea; Rhabditida; Trichostrongylidae. The record is from the annotation of a GenBank genome assembly.
AUGGGUGUUCACAAUCUUCUGCCGUUCGUAAAGAACGCUUGUCGGCAGGGUAAUGUGACAGAAUUCUCCGGAUAUUCGGUUGCCAUGGACGUUAGCUGUUUAUUGUGUAAGAGUCUAUUUGGCUAUGUUGGAAGUAAGGCUCAAGGACUGAAAGCGAACUUGUCAGGCAUUACUUGUUCCAUAACAGCAAGAACUAAGAACUGGCACAAUGGGUUUAUAAAUAUCGACACAAAGGAGAGCCGACGAAAACGAUAUGCCAACAGGUUCAAGGCUGGCGAACUACUUACUGAAGGAGAAGCCAACGAAACGAUGGGCAACUGCGAUCGAACCCCUACAUCUAUCAGUGACAUCGUGGAAAGUGCCAUUCACCAUUUUCGCGCUUACACAAAUGUGGAUGUGAUUGUUUCGCCUUAUGAAUCCGAUGCGCAACUGGCAUUUCUUGCGAAUGAACAUUUCGCUGACGUGGUGAUAACAGAGGAUACUGAUCUCAUUGCUUUUGGUUGCGAAAAGGUAAAAUCUUUUCCCGUCUUGCAGUAG